This is a messenger RNA of Diaporthe amygdali, 2217 nucleotides long. RefSeq lists its product as uncharacterized. The coding region runs from base 1 to 2217 and encodes 738 amino acids. The record is from RefSeq and is a predicted model, not a curated record. Gene Ontology annotation, molecular function: pyrimidine nucleotide transmembrane transporter activity. The transcript has 5 exons. Lineage: Eukaryota; Fungi; Ascomycota; Sordariomycetes; Diaporthales; Diaporthaceae. Gene Ontology annotation, biological process: pyrimidine nucleotide import into mitochondrion. Gene Ontology annotation, cellular component: mitochondrion.
AUGUGCACGGGUACGUACCUGCUGCCGCGCAGACGCCAGAGCACCUCCACCACAGUGACCAACGAGGGUAGGCGGGAACGGACGACAAGCUAUGAGGUAAUGCGGCUUAUCUCGGCUUGCAGCAGCACAAGGGCGCACUGCAGUGGAGUCGAGUCAAGCUGGAGGAAGAGAGAAGCUUGUCUACGUGCUGCUGUUACCCAUACGAGCCAUGCUGCCUACCUAAACACAAAGCAAAAGAGAAGCACCACCACAGGGCAGACCAAUCAGUUUCCUGAACAAGCAACCUCCUGCUUUUUGCUCGUAAUCGCGACUCACACAAACAGCAAGUCAAGGUACUUUUGGAGUGCAGAGAGCUUCCCGACCGUCUCACCUGCAGAAACUCACCGUCUUGUCCGCGGUCGCACAAAAUACGUGCCCCUGCUGCCGUCAUCGCCAUCAAUUCCCGACGGCCCUCUUUUUGGCCCUUGCCUUCCCUUUUCCUGGUCUCUCGUCUCUCGUCCAGCCACCACUCCUGCUACUUGCACCUCCUUUGAAGACAUCCAUUUUCGAGACAACUCCAUCCUCAGCCGUGUGCCCAAAGUCAAUGGCCUGCGACAACCGCUAGCUGCAACAAGACGAACUCCCGAGACCGACCUCGAGUCGCAUUCUGCGGCCCCAUCCCAAGAGUCCUCGGGGCUCACACCUCUCGACUCCUUCCUCCCCGACAACACUUCCUCUCCGGGGGACCUCAGCCCGCUGCCGAGGGCCCCCUCUGGACACUCUCACCCAGCCCCGGCCUCUCUCAGUGUCUCUACGGGCUCCCUUCGAGGAAGAGGAAUGUCUCUCGACGAAAGGACUGCUGCUUCUACACCCGCGGAGUAUGGGCCUCCCCCGACCUCCGUCACAGACUACACUCACUCGAAGACCGCCGCACUGCCAUCCCCCAUAUCAACAGCUAUCCCCAAGGCGGUAUACGCUUCUUCGACCACCAACAUGCCCGACCCAUCGCUGUCACGCUUUGAGCGCUGGGCGACUCGCGCUUCCGACUCCCAGUUCAACGCGCUGGCUGGUGCGAUAGGAGGGUUUACUUCGGGUAUAGUAACCUGUCCCCUCGACGUCAUCAAGACCAAGCUUCAGGCCCAGGGUGGAAUCAAUCUACAGAGGGGAAUCCAUGUCGGUCAACCCCAGAUGUACAAAGGCCUGUUUGGCACAGCCAGUGUGAUCUGGAGAGACGAGGGUCUGCGCGGCAUGUAUAGAGGUCUCGGUCCCAUAAUCAUGGGCUAUCUGCCGACUUGGGCUGUUUGGUUCACUGUCUACAACAAGAGCAAAACAGUGAUAGGCCAAUACCACAACAAUACGAUCGUCGUCAAUUUCUGGUCGUCCAUUGUGGCCGGGGCCAGCAGCACAAUUGUCACAAAUCCCAUAUGGGUCAUCAAGACACGCCUCAUGUCACAGUCAGGCCGGAGCGACAGAGCCCGAUUUUCUCUGUUCCCCAGAGGCGCCAACACGCCCACGGUCCGACCGGCCAUGCAUUCGCAAUUCCACUAUUACUCCACUCUGGACGCCGCAAAGAAAAUGUACACCACUGAGGGACUUCGGGCUUUCUAUUCAGGCCUCACGCCGGCUUUACUGGGUCUGACCCACGUGGCAGUGCAGUUCCCUGCCUAUGAGUAUCUCAAGACGAGAUUCACGGGACAGGGCAUGGGCGCCUCAUCCAGCGAAAGCGAUCCCAAGUCGCACUGGCUUGGCAUUCUCAGCGCCUCGAUCUUGUCCAAGAUCAUGGCCAGCAGUGCCACUUACCCGCACGAGGUCAUACGGACACGACUCCAGACCCAAAGACGGCCGAUGCCUGGCAAUGGCGUGGUAGUGGACCCGGUGAGCGGGAUCCCAGGCCUCAACCAUCCUUUAGGUCCCGCUCCGACAGAGACCGAGAACAUAGUCAAGCAAAGGCUUGAAGAGCAGCAGCAGCAACAGCAGCAGAAGUAUCGGGGCAUUGUUAGAACUUUCAGGACCAUCCUGAAGGAGGAGGGCUGGAGAGCCUUCUAUGCCGGCAUGGGAACAAACAUGAUGCGGGCAGUUCCGGCUGCUACGGUCACCAUGUUGACUUAUGAGUUUGUUAUGCGCGAGCUCAACGGCACCCGAGAGCAUGGUAAAGAAAAGUCCAGCGGCAUGACCCGCGAAUUGUCCUUCGGCUCCAGUUCUCGGCUGAUUCUACCGGCCGAGGAUGGCCUCAUUUGA